This is a messenger RNA of Stegodyphus dumicola, 1568 nucleotides long. It is a transcript of the gene Tnpo, whose product is annotated as transportin 1. The record is from RefSeq and is a predicted model, not a curated record. Gene Ontology annotation, biological process: protein import into nucleus. NCBI's taxonomy places the organism in Eukaryota, Metazoa, Arthropoda, Arachnida, Araneae, Eresidae. Gene Ontology annotation, molecular function: small GTPase binding.
UGCUGUAGCGUAGAUGUGUGCUGAUGUAGCGAAAGUUGUUUCACAUUGUGAUACAAAACAUUUGAAAUUUAGAAAUUGAGUUUGAAGUUUUUGUGUAUUAUAUACAAUUAUUUCUAAUAGUGCGUGUGACCAUUUUUUUGUGCGCACCGCAGAACAAGACUUCUUAGCCGGUGCUGGUGUAUUGCAAAAUGCGAGAGAACAUGGCACUGGCAUGGCAGCCUCAAGAAGAGGGUUUACGAGAAAUUUUAAAACUUCUUAAAGAAUCACAGUCUCCAGAUACAGCAACUCAAAGAGCUGUGCAACAAAAACUUGAAGAACUGAAUAAAUAUCCUGAUUUCAACAAUUACCUUAUAUUUAUAUUGACAAAACUGACAUCUGAAGAUGAGCCAACUAGGUCGUUAAGUGGCUUAAUAUUGAAAAACAAUGUAAAAGCUCAUUUUCAUCAGUUCCCUCCUGAAGUGACUGAAUUCAUAAAAUCAGAAUGUCUGAACAGUGUUGGAGAUCCUUCACCUCUGAUCCGAGCUACCAUUGGCAUUCUAAUCACAACAAUAGCAUCAAAAGGCGAGCUUACCAACUGGGUUGACUUAUUACCACGUUUAUGCCAUUUACUUGACUCUGAGGACUAUAAUGUUUGUGAGGGUUCAUUUGGAGCCUUGCAAAAAAUAUGUGAAGAUUCUGCAGAGUAUUUGGACUCGGAUGCUUUAAACAGACCUCUAAAUGUCUUAAUACCAAAGUUUUUACAAUUUUUCAGGCACAGUAGUCCUAAAAUUCGCUCACAUGCAAUUGCGUGUGUUAACCAAUUUAUUAUAAAUAGAACUCAAGUAUUAAUGUUGCACAUAGAUGAAUUUUUAGAGAAUUUAUUUCAUCUGGCAUCUGAUGAAGAUCCAGAAGUUGGUAAAAAUGUUUGUCGUGCUGUAGUUUUAUUAUUGGAAGUUAGGAUGGAUAGGCUGAUUCCUCAUAUACACGAUAUAAUAGAAUUCAUGUUAAUGAGAACACAAGACCUUGACGAAGGAGUAGCUUUAGAAGCUUGUGAAUUCUGGCUUUCCUUAGCUGAUGAACCAAUUUGUAAAGAAGCUUUGGCUCCUCAUUUACCUAGUCUCAUUCCAACUUUAGUCAGAGGCAUGAAAUAUUCUGAACUUGAUAUAAUUCUUUUGAAGGGCAAUGUUGAACAAGAUGAGAUGAUUCCAGACCGUGAAGAAGAUAUAAGGCCCAGAUUCCAUAAAUCAAAAACUCAUAGCCAGAAACACAUGGAUGACAAUACAGAGAAUGAUACAGAAUCUGACGAUGGUUUAGAUGAUGAUUCCUCUUUAUCUGACUGGAAUUUGAGAAAAUGCUCUGCUGCUGCAUUAGAUGUCUUAGCUAGCGUAUUUCAUGAAGAACUUUUACCUGUUCUACUGCCAAUUUUGCGAGAAACCCUUUUUCACCAAGACUGGGAAAUUAAAGAAUCUGGGAUUUUGGCUUUAGGUGCAAUUGCAGAAGGUUGUAUGAAUGGUAUGAUCCCUCAUCUACCAGAGUUGAUACCAUAUUUGAUUUCCUGCUUAUCAGAUAAGAAAGCUCUGUCAGGUCUA